Molecule: messenger RNA, 675 nt
Organism: Prorocentrum cordatum
Lineage: Eukaryota; Dinophyceae; Prorocentrales; Prorocentraceae
Source: the annotation of a GenBank genome assembly
GGCGCCGCCCGUGGCCGCGGCUGCGCCGGCGCCGCCCGCCGCUGCCGCCCUGGGCGUGCCGCGCAGAAGAGAGGCCGCGGAGGCGGUGGCCCCGAGGAGGGCGAGGCUGGCGUGCCCCCCUGCGGGCCGUGAGCGGGCGGGCGCGCCGCGGGCUUUGCCGCGCCUUGCGGGCGGCCGGGGGGCGGCCGCGGGGUGUGCAGAAGGUCGGGGCGGCCGCGAGGCCGUGCGCGCAGAAGGCUGCGCGGUGCAGCACGGUGCACGUUCUGCCUUCGCGCGCGGCGAGCGCAUCCACACCCGCGCCCUCGCGGUCGGAUUCCGGGGCGCGCUCCCGCAGAUGCGCGGCCGCACGGGUUCACGUUCCGCGCGGGGCCUCCGCGGAGAAGCGCUUCGGGUGCGCGGGCUCGCGGCCGCCCCAGGGGCCCGGCCCGCGAGGCCGCAGAUACGGAUGUGUGUUUUUCGCCCACGGCGUUUCUCGGGGGUCGGCGGCAACCAUAGGGGGGGAAGAGAGGGCGGCACGAGCGUAAAGCGUGGAGCGUCCGCGCGGAGUUCUCUGGACGUGUGCGCGCCAGGCGGCGCCUCCGGCGCCGCCCCCCCGCCCUGGGCGGCGCGCUCCGCGCGCCAAAGAUUGGGGGGUCCAGCGGCGAUCCAAGAGAUCGGCGCGGGCCUCCGGAAGUU